AGGAGGAGGAGGAGGAGGAGGGGGAGGAGGAGGAGGAGGAGGAGGAGGAGCAGUGGGCGCCGGGCCCCUUGGAGCCCCCUGGUGGUGCGAGGGUAGACCGGUCGUCAGCGGUCUGUUCUCACGUGGGCGCGUCUCUCUCUGGCAGGCCAUGGUGGCGUGUUACCCGGGCGACGGGACCGGGUACGUCUGCCACGUGGACAACCCCAACGGGGACGGCCGCUGCAUCACCUGCAUCUACUACCUCAACAAGGACUGGGACGUCCAGCAGCACGGUGGCCUGCUCCAGAUCUACCCUGAGGGCCACAACGUGGUGGCCAACAUCGAGCCGCUGUUCGACCGGCUGCUCAUCUUCUGGUCCGACCGCCGGAACCCCCACGAGGUCAAGCCCGCCUACGCCACUCGCUACGCCAUCACGGUGUGGUACUUCGACGCCAAGGAGAGAACGGAGGCCAAGGAGAAGCAUCGGCUCGCAACCGGACAGAAGGGCCUGCAGGUGCCUGUCACUCAAAACAGGACAUGAGCUCGACCAUUGGCCAGCCUCCUUGUGCCUCCAGGUCUGCUGGGAACCCGCCCACAAUCACGUUAAACUGUGCAAGCCCCUCCCUUUCAGCCAUCCGUCCAUCACCCAGAACAAGCUGUGACAGCCCGUUUCCAAGCGCCUGAUUGGUCUUGCACAAAAGGAGGAGGGUCCUCUAGGACCCCUCAGAGUGACCGUCUAUAGAGAGAAGAACUGAACAACCAGGAGGAGGUCCUGCAGUGUUUACAGGCGGACGGACCCAGCUCCGUACCUUCCCUCCCUCGUCGCCGUCUCCAUCCCGUGGGCUCGCUCUCCUCUCGCUCUCCUCUCGCUCUCCUCUCGCUCUCCUCUCGCUCUCCUCUCGCCAGGGAACCCUUUGAGCGGCAGUGGGUCUAACAGAACGUGAGGCAGAGGCGUCAGAACUCUGACAGUUUCAUCUCUGGGUUGAGUUAUUAGAUUAUGAUCAACUGUGUGUGUGUGUGUGUGUGUGUGUGUGUGUGUGUGUGUGUGUGUGUGUGUGUGUGUGUGUGUGUGUGUGUGUGUGUGUGUGUGUGUGUGUGU
Molecule: messenger RNA, 1078 nt
Organism: Gadus morhua (Atlantic cod)
Lineage: Eukaryota; Metazoa; Chordata; Actinopteri; Gadiformes; Gadidae
Product: egl nine homolog 2
Exons: 4
Coding region: 149-520 (123 amino acids)
Biological process (GO): peptidyl-proline hydroxylation to 4-hydroxy-L-proline; cellular response to hypoxia
Cellular component (GO): cytoplasm; nucleus
Molecular function (GO): peptidyl-proline 4-dioxygenase activity; ferrous iron binding; L-ascorbic acid binding
Source: RefSeq, a predicted model, not a curated record